Messenger RNA from Plasmodium vivax (malaria parasite P. vivax), 4682 nucleotides. RefSeq lists its product as hypothetical. Gene Ontology annotation, cellular component: nucleolus. Gene Ontology annotation, biological process: positive regulation of transcription by RNA polymerase I; positive regulation of rRNA processing. NCBI's taxonomy places the organism in Eukaryota, Apicomplexa, Aconoidasida, Haemosporida, Plasmodiidae. The transcript has a single exon. The record is from RefSeq and is a predicted model, not a curated record. Gene Ontology annotation, molecular function: protein binding; RNA binding. Bases 732 to 4682 code for a protein of 1316 amino acids.
AUGUUACCCACUUUGGGAAAAAAAAAAGAAAAAAAGGGCUAAAUCGCUCCAUUUUAAGGCAGUACCUUUUAUGGCAUUUUGAAUUCCCAUUUUACCACUUUGUAUGCCAUCUUCAGCCCAACUGUGUUUGCAAUUUUUUUCGUGCCCACGCGAACGCUUAAAAAGGCGACGUGGUCCUAGGGGGAGCGGAAAACUCUCUGCACGUUUGGUUGUUAGCCCAACUUAUGGGGGUACAUCUCGUUCGCGGAGACGGGGAAUCCAUUUUGUUAACCAUUCUGGGAACCUGCCAAUAGGAGGAGCGGUUACCUACCCAGCAGGAACGACUACCUGCCAGUUGGGAUUUACCCAUAUGGUAGUUCUUCACCACGUGGGGAUUGCAACUCCGAAGCAGAGCCAUCCGUGAGAACGCUCCCCCAAGUGGAGGAGGCUCUCCAAAAAAGGAGAACCUUCUGGGUGCCCCAUUUAGUUUAUUCACUGGACGAAUCUACAUCGUAGCAUGGUAAAAUUUGCCGAGGAAAAAAGUGAAGCUCAUUAGUGGGAGGUAACUGCCGGGAAGAGGAGAAGGAGCUUCACUUUGCAGUUGCGGAGGGGUUGCCUUUGUGAGGGGGACCUUUGUGAGGAUAACCCACAGGGGAAUAACCUUUUUGGGAAUACCCCACUGGAGAAUAACCUUUUUGGGAAUAUACCCCCCGGGUGACCCCCCCUUCUCUACCGCUACCCUCCACCACCAAAUGGGGAGGCACAAGGCGUACGUGAGCCGGGAGUUCCGGCCGAAUACCUUCCGAGGGGAGACCAAAGAGCAGGAGAAGGCGAGGAUAGGAGAGUUAAACCAACUGGAAGAGGAGCUAGCCAAAAACGAGUACACGAGCAAGCUGCACAAGGAGUUGCUUCUGCAAAACGGCAGCUUUGACAAAGAGGCAAAGAUACUGAAGCUACACAUGGGGGGAAAUCUAAUCAAAAACAAGCCCAUACUGAGCAGGAAAAAUGUGGCCUAUCUUAGUAGCGAAAGUGGAAUCCUCCUGAUAGAUUUAAAAAAAAAAAAAAAAAAAAAAAUACUCACCUCCUUCUUUAUAGAUGCCAUGUUUUAUUUUCUAGACAAAAAAACGAAACAAGAAUAUUUAAUUUUGAAAUCGUUCAGUAAUUACAUCUACCUCUAUCUGAUUAGUGAAAGGAGAUUCCUUUUUGUGAAAAAGUUUUUUAUUAAAAAUUUGUUUUAUAUAAACAGCUUUGGGAAAAAUGGCGAGCUUUGCUUCGCUACGUGGGAGUUUGAUCCGAAGGGCAAAAAGAUGUUCAUGAAUUUUUACCUCCUCAGAUUUGCCUUCAACUAUGAGGCUCCGCUGGGUUGCCUAAAUGGGGAAGCGGCGCAGGUGGGUGAGCAGAGGGGUGAGCAAAGCGAGUGCUGCCCGCCCACCCACGUGACGUACACGUUUUCCUCCGACUCGGAGGGCGCCUUCGACAAGGAGGUAUUCCCGCGCGAGUUGAUGGUGAGCAGCUCGGACGGGGAGGAGGGGGCGCGCGGAAAGUUGCAGGCGCGGGGAAAGAUGCAGGCGCGGGGAAAGAUGCAGGCGAGCGGCGCGCAGGGUGGCAGCAGGUAUGGAAGUCAAGCCAACGGGUGUGGAAGCCAAGCCAACGGGUAUGGAGGCCAAGCCAACGGGUAUGGAGGCCAAGCCAACGGGUAUGGAGGCCAAGCCAGCGGGUAUAGAAGCCACACCGAUGGGUAUGGAAGCCCCAACAGACGAAGCGACCCUGUGCACGUCGGCGCGAAGGUGAUCAUCAUGCCACUGGUGAAAAUAAAAUAUGUGUACUUCUCCAUGGUUGAUAUGAACCCAAGCCUCACCAAGCUGGUGCUAGCCAACAACAACAUGGUGAUUCUAUACGACACGGUGAAGAGGAGGUACAGCCUGCUGUACUUUAGGCACUUCAUUUCGUCUGUAAAGAUAAGCGAUGAGAACUUCCUUUGCGUUGGGUUCGUAAACGGAUUUAUAAACAUUUUUCUGUUCGAUAAGGUGACGGAGGGUGAGGGUAGUCGGGAGGACUUGUUGAGGUGCAAGGCCAUCGUGGGGGAGGCAGAAGCCGCUGGAGAGGGGAAGCACCCCCCGCGGAGGCGCAAGUUGAUGUCCCUGUUGAAGAGGAUCGAGGACGCCUACCCGUACGUCCCCGGGUAUGAAGUGGCCUACCACGGGGGGGGUGCGCAGAGCGGUGAGGGGAGCGGUGAGGGGAGCGGCGUCAUGGGCGGAGAGCUACACGGAGAGGUAUGCGGCGAGCCACGCAGCGAUCUACCCGGCGGAGGUGUGCCCUACAUCGACUUCCACCUGAGGAGAGACAAAAUCGUGGACGUGCAGAAGGCGCACGUGGUGAAGUACAAGUGGCACAGCCACGCAGUCUACAACAUGACCAUCGAGGGGAGGAAAGUAAUAUCCUGCGGAGAGGAAGCCGUUGUUCUUAUAUACGACAUUGACAGUGGCACCACAGAGUUCAUCCCCCAUCUGGGCUCCCCCUGUUACUACACCUACGUGAAUAGGAAGAAAAACUUAAUCAUCUGCAACUCGCUUAGUAACGUAGUACACUUCAUCAGUUAUAAUCACCGAUUGUUCUUUUACACUCAUGUCGGUCUGCACAUGCCACUCUCCUUGAGACACCUCUUUUGGAACUACCCCACUGUGUAUGAGAGUAUAAAAAGUAGCGUUAAAUUUUUUGAAGGCCAGAUUUGCAGCUCUUAUGAUUACUCCCUGGGGGGGGGCGUCCUCAGCGGGGAUGCCUCAACCAAUUUCGUGGCGAAUUGUGAGGAGAGCGAAAUUGACAGCGAGGGGUCGAGCAGCGACUGCAUGGAGAGUAGUGAUCCCGGGGAGGACCUCGAGGAGGGGACCACUUCGGGGGAGCAGCCCCAGGGAAGCCUCCGAGGAAGCGACCUUCGCUCGAGGGUGAGCGAGCGAGAGGGCGACCCCCUGGCGGUUCCCGACGAGGGGAUAGAACUGACGUCCAGUGGGGAGGACGAGCAGGGGGGGGCUAACUCCACCGCGGACGGAACGGAAAAGGGGAAAGUCAAAGCCGUCUUAACCUUCCAGCAAAUUCAGGAAGAAAUCGAACGAAGCAUUUACAACCAUACGAAUGUGCAGAAUAAUCUUUACAGGAAAUAUCAAAUGCAAUUUUACUGUGACUCCAACAGGGGGCUGGUCUUCUCCUUCCUGACGUCGUUCACCAACGUGCAGCUGUACAAUGUGGAGAGAGACAAGCACGUAAAGUUCGUGUGCCCCUUAGAGGUGACUUACAAGAGCAGGUCCUGCGUUGAAAAGGUAAACGAUUUGGAACUCCUUUUCUUCGCCUUCACGCAGAGUAGGCACUUACUUAUGACCAUCGAGAGGAGGAACUACCAACUGGAGGAGGCCUCGGGGAUCAACGCCAACGCGUUGGUGGAGACUCUGUAUACGUUUAAAAUUUGGAGGAUCAUGGGCAACGCGCUGGACUACGAGCCUGUGUAUGAGCACGCCGUCACGGGUGGUCAGGUGGGAGAAGCACAGGGAAGGAGUGGUGCAGGGGAGCCCCUAAACAGUGGCGCAAAGGAGCACCCACCAGUUAAUGGCGCAGGGGAGCCCCUAAACAGUGAUGAAGUGCCGCCCCCACGGGAUGAGGGGGAACCCCACCUGGAGAAGUACAAAGCGAUCGUGAGUCACCCCUUCCUGAGCAUGUUCCUCGUGCUGGAGUGCGGCGGGGAUAUGACUGUUUGGUGCCUGGAGAGGAGCGAGCGCAUUUUCGAGGACAGCGUGUACGCGGACUACGAGGUGGACGUGUACCAGACGCAGGACAACAGCUACUACUACAGGGAGGUGCGCCGGCUGAACCAUGGGGUUAGCGUGUACGGGGGGGAGGCCAUCCGGGGGGAGGCCAUCCGGGGGGAGGCCAUCCGGGGGGAGGCCAACGAAGGGGAGGUCAACCAAGGCGAUCCCAACGAUGGGGAUGCCAACCAAGGGGAUGCCUGCCAAAGCGUCACCAUCAUUAAGCGAGUAAACCACAAGAACCACCCCAUCUUGGGAGGAGACAUAACCAGCGACGGGAAAAUCCUCUGCAUCUGCCACGACAAGUUAAUAACCCUCUGGGACACAACCACACUGAGAGUAAUGGCCGUAAUCAGCCACGCCAUUUACACGGGCCUGAAUGAAUCCCUCUUUAGGCUUUACAAAGGAGUAGAAAUAAUGCAAAUGGACACGGGCAAAGGAGAGGCCAAGGGACAUGUGCCACACAUGUGCUUCUUCGCAUUUGAUAGCAUCUUCAUUUAUUCGCUGCAUGAGUUCCACUUGGUCUUAGAAAAAAAAAUAAAGAACGGAAUCAUCGAGUAUGUGAAGUUUGACCGGCACAACUGCAGGUUCGUCGCCAUUGGAGUUGCGAAGAGGCUCAGGGGGGGGAGCGGCAAACCCGGCCGCCUACCACCCGGCGGCCGACCCGGUGACAUCAUACAGAAGAACUACCUGUACGAAUUCACCUCCAACGUGCUGAAGAAGAGGAAGAUGUUCUACUCGUCCAGGGACAGGCCAAUCGUGGCCCUGGACUUUGCUCCCCUCAACGAGAGGAAGAACGUCUCCCUCAGCAGCUUCCAGCCGUCCACGUUGCUGGUCGCCCUCAACUCAAAGUUCCAGGUGUGCACCUUCUACGUCAACAACUACGCCGAGUUUAUGCAGCUCUCGUGA